AUAGCAGGCCAUGUGAUAUCGCAGACCUCCUAGCUGUUCUCAUUCCAUUCAGGGAGCAACGCGCGGUUCUUUGCGGCGACAACGAUUCUCGAUUUAUAUUCACAUUUUUCUUCCUUUCGCAUCUAACGUUUUCAAUCGCAACACUUACGAAGAUGUACAGACUACCGAAUAUGUUACGAGGCGUAGCCCUGCGCCAGCUGAAUUUCCACUCUAGAUCUUAUGCCAAAGAUGUUCGUUUCGGGCCCGAAGUUCGAGCUUUGAUGCUGCAGGGGGUGGAUAUACUAGCUGACGCGGUAGCUGUAACAAUGGGCCCUAAAGGUCGUAAUGUUAUUUUGGAACAGAGUUGGGGAAGCCCUAAAAUCACCAAGGAUGGAGUAACAGUAGCCAAAGGAAUAGAGCUCAAAGACAAGUUUCAAAACAUUGGAGCAAAGCUAGUACAAGACGUUGCCAACAAUACUAAUGAAGAGGCUGGGGAUGGUACGACAACCGCAACUGUUUUGGCCAGAGCAAUCGCCAAAGAAGGUUUUGAGAAAAUCAGCAAAGGUGCUAACCCUGUUGAAAUUAGACGAGGCGUUAUGCUGGCAGUAGAGCAGGUAAAAGAGGAGCUGAAGAAAUUGAGCAAGCCUGUUACAACACCGGAAGAGAUAGCACAGGUAGCUACUAUUUCUGCCAACGGAGACACAGCAAUAGGCAAUCUUAUUUCUGAUGCUAUGAAGAGAGUCGGAAAGGAGGGUGUAAUUACUGUGAAGGAUGGAAAAACCCUUACCGAUGAGCUGGAGGUCAUUGAGGGAAUGAAGUUCGACCGUGGAUACAUCUCUCCAUAUUUCAUAAACUCGAGCAAAGGUGCUAAAGUAGAGUUCCAGGAUGCGUUGGUGAUAUUUAGUGAAAAGAAGAUCUCAUCUGUUCAGAGCAUAAUUCCUGCUUUGGAACUAGCUAACUCGCAGCGCAAACCUCUAGUUAUUAUUGCUGAAGACAUCGACGGAGAGGCUCUGUCCACACUGGUCGUCAACCGUCUGAAAAUUGGCCUCCAAGUCGCUGCUGUGAAGGCACCUGGAUUUGGCGAUAAUCGUAAGGCAACACUCCAAGACAUGGCCAUAUCUACUGGUGGUAUUGUUUUCGGAGACGACGCUAAUCUCAUCAAAUUAGAAGAUGUUCAGAUGAAUGACCUCGGUCAGGUUGGCGAGAUUGUCAUUACUAAGGAUGAUACUCUAAUUCUGAAAGGUAAAGGUAAAAAAGAAGACAUUGAUAGGAGAGCAGAACAAAUUCGCGACCAGAUUGCCAAUACCACUUCUGAUUACGAGAAAGAGAAGCUCCAAGAACGUUUGGCCAGACUUGCCUCAGGUGUAGCAGUUUUGAGGGUUGGUGGUAGCAGCGAAGUAGAAGUCAAUGAAAAGAAAGAUCGUGUUCACGAUGCACUUAAUGCUACUAGGGCUGCCGUUGAAGAGGGUAUUGUUCCUGGAGGUGGAACUGCCCUUCUCCGUUGCGUGCCUGCCCUAUUAAAGAUGAAGGCGAACAAUUCUGACCAGGAGACUGGUAUUAAAAUUGUUGCACAUUCGCUGCGUAUGCCAUGUCUUCAGAUAGCACAAAAUGCAGGUGUCGACGGGAGUGUGGUUGUCGCCAAAGUGAGCGAGGGCACAUUGGGUUAUGACGCAUUGAAUAACGAAUACGUAGAUAUGAUUCAAAAGGGUAUAAUUGAUCCAACAAAAGUUGUACGUACCGCACUCACCGAUGCAGCAGGAGUCGCGUCUCUUCUUACAACAGCAGAGGCUGUUGUUACGGAAAUUCCUAAGGAAGAUCCACCGAUGCCUGGUGGAAUGGGCGGAAUGGGCGGAAUGGGCGGAAUGGGCGGAAUGGGUGGAAUGGGGAUGUAAUAAGUUUUCAAAGACUGAGCCAAAUUCAAAUUAUUCGUUUUAAUUAUUCAUUCGAGACUAGAGAAUCACGGGGAAUACCAUAUCCCAAGUUUCAACACAGUGAAUCAUUGGAUAUUACUACUUCAAGUGAAGGUUCACCCGCAGAAAAAUGAAAUUAUUCAAUCUAACCAGGUGUUAGAUUAAAACAGAAAAUGUCAUAAUCUGGAAACUGAAUAUUAUAUCUAGUAUGAUGAAUGUUGGAUACAUUUCAUGGGUCGUGGGAAUAGUUGCCUGGGUUAAAGGCGCUGUCAUAACAAAGCAAACAGUCUGCAUAUAUAUCUCGGAUAUAAGUUGAUCAUGAGACAGCACGAGUCUUCUUUACACCCACUAAUUUGUCACAUUUUUUGUUUUCUUUUAUUUUAUUUUAUACUUUGCAAACAAAUUUCAUCUCCUAUUAUUUACUUUGGCAAAGGUCAUCUAAAAUCCCUAGCUAACGAACGGCGGCUAACUUUAUCUUUUUAGUCGAAACAUGUUUUUGGUUGAUGAUUUAAAGAGCGUGCGAGCGGACUGUGAGAGUACGUACUCGUGCACAAUGCAUUUUGCGAAUCUUUCUCUCGUUAAACGUAUGAAGGAGUUCGUUUAAUUAGGAUAAUCUAAUUGUAAAAAUGUUAUCACCUGCUAACUACUAUGAUAGGAUAAUGAUACGAGUUCUAUGUUACUUUUUUAAACAUUAGUCUUUACUUUCCAGUUUGUAGUCCAAUAAAAGUAUGUUUAAAUGAAACGUUAAA
This is a messenger RNA of Neodiprion fabricii, 2638 nucleotides long. Its product is annotated as heat shock protein 60A-like. Gene Ontology annotation, molecular function: protein-folding chaperone binding; ATP binding; ATP-dependent protein folding chaperone. The coding region runs from base 153 to 1871 and encodes 572 amino acids. The record is from RefSeq and is a predicted model, not a curated record. Gene Ontology annotation, biological process: apoptotic mitochondrial changes; protein import into mitochondrial intermembrane space; mitochondrial unfolded protein response. Gene Ontology annotation, cellular component: mitochondrial matrix; mitochondrial inner membrane. NCBI's taxonomy places the organism in Eukaryota, Metazoa, Arthropoda, Insecta, Hymenoptera, Diprionidae. The transcript is spliced from 5 exons.